AAGGCAACUGUCUGAAACGAAGGACCUCAAAGCGCCAAGAUGGCGGCGCCCGUGGGCGAUACCGGGGAGUUUGAAAGCUGGCUGAACGACCGACUGGACUCGUUAGAAGUUGAUCGUGAAGUGUACGGUGCAUAUAUUUUAGGGAUUCUAAAGGAAGAGGAGAGCGACGAGGAACAAGAAGAUGCGCUUCAAGGAAUUUUGUCUGCUUUUCUGGAUGAAGAUACCAUAGAAGAGGUCUGCAAGCAGAUCAUCAAUCACUGGAAGGAGUGUUGCAACCGAUUGGCUGGCAGACAAAACACCGAUGACGCUGAGGUCCAGGCCAUUGCUAGCAUGAUAGAAAAACAGGCUCAGAUUGUCGUGAAACAGAAAGAGUCGUCUGAGUCGUCGAAGAAAAGAAAAGAGGCUCUUCUUGCUCAAUACGCUAACGUAACGGAUGAAGAGGAUGAAGCAGAAGGGGAGCCACUGGCUGGAAAUGAAGUUCCUGGAAGUGAUAGAUGUAUCCUUUCCGACUGUUUUUAUCUGAAAUCCCAUACUAUUUAGCUUUAUCAAAUGAAU
This is a messenger RNA of Girardinichthys multiradiatus, 555 nucleotides long. RefSeq names its product coiled-coil domain containing 43 (gene ccdc43). The coding region runs from base 40 to 540 and encodes 166 amino acids. The transcript has 4 exons. The record is from RefSeq and is a predicted model, not a curated record. Lineage: Eukaryota; Metazoa; Chordata; Actinopteri; Cyprinodontiformes; Goodeidae.